Fundulus heteroclitus (mummichog) is the source of this 2707-nucleotide messenger RNA. Its product is annotated as tripartite motif-containing protein 16. Gene Ontology annotation, molecular function: zinc ion binding; protein binding. The coding region runs from base 1 to 1680 and encodes 559 amino acids. The transcript has a single exon. The record is from RefSeq and is a predicted model, not a curated record. Lineage: Eukaryota; Metazoa; Chordata; Actinopteri; Cyprinodontiformes; Fundulidae.
AUGGCUGAGAGGGGAGUUCAGAUGGACCAAGAAAAAUUCUCCUGCUCCAUUUGUUUGGAUUUACUGAAGGAACCGGUGACUAUUCCCUGUGGACACAGCUACUGUAUGAACUGUAUUACAGAACACUGGGAUGCCGGGACUCAAAGAGAAGUCUACAGCUGUCCUCAGUGCAGGAAAGAGUUCAAACCAAGGCCUGUGCUGGAGAAAAGCAUCGUAAUAACUGGUUUUCUGGAGGAUCUGGAGAAAACUGGACUCCAAGCUGCUCCAGCUGAUCUCUGCUAUGCUGGACCUGAAGAUGUGGCCUGUGAUGUCUGCACUGGGAGGAAGAGGAAAGCUGUAAAGUCCUGUUUGUUCUGUCCUGCUUCCUACUGCAGGGAUCACCUCCAACCUCACUAUGAUGCUCCACCAUUGAAGAAGCACAAGCUGGUGAACCCCUCCAAAAACCUCCAGGAGAACAUCUGCUCUCGUCAUGAUGAGGUGAUGAAGAUCUUCUGUCGUACUGAUCAGCAGUGUAUCUGUUAUCUCUGCACUAUGGAUGAACAUAAAGGCCAUGAAACAGUCCCAGCUGCAGCAGAAAGGGCUGAGAAGCAGAAGGAGCUCCAGGUGAGUCGACAACAAAUCCAGCAGAGAAUCCAGGACCAAGAGAAAGAUGUGAAGCUGCUUCAACAGGAGCUGGAGGCCAUCAAUGUCUCUGCUGAUAAAGCAGUGGAGGACAGUGAGAAGAUCUUCACUGAGAUGAUCGGUUUGAUCCAGAAAAGAAGCUCUGAUGUUAAGCAGCAGAUCAGAUCCCAGCAGGAAACUGAAGUGAGUCGAGUCAAAGAGCUUCAGGAGAAGCUGGAGCAGAAGAUCACUGAGCUGAAGAGGAAAGACGCUGAGCUGAAGCAGCUCUCAGACACAGAGGAUCACAACCAGUUUCUCCUCAACUACCCCUCACUGUCAGCACUCAGUGAGUCUACAUACUCAUCCAGCAUCAAUGUUCGUCCUCUGAGAUUCUUUGAAGAUGUGACAGCAGCUGUGUCAAAGCUCAUGGAUAAACUAAAGUACAUCCUGAGAGACAAAGGGACAAACAUAUCAGAGAAAGUCACUGAAGUGGAUGUUUUAAUAUCAGAGCCAGAACCUAAGACCAGAGCUGAGUUUUUAAAAUAUUCACAGAAAAUCACUCUGGAUCCAAACACAGCAUAUAAUGAUCUGUUAUUAUCUGAAGGGAACAGAAAAGUAACAUUACUGAACCAACCUCAGUCUUACCCUGAUCAUCCAGACAGAUUCACUGAGUGGUUUCAGGUCCUGAGUAGAGAGAGUCUGACUGGACGUUGUUACUGGGAGGUGAAGUGGAGAGGAGGAGGAGUUGAUGUAGCAGUUUCAUACAAGAACAUCAGGAGAGCAGGAGGGUCAAAUCAAUGUUUAUUUGGAGGCAAUGACAAAUCUUGGUCAUUACGCUAUGAAACAAAGAGCUACACAUUUUGCCACGACAACAUUCAAACUCCAGUCUCAGGUCCAGUUUCCUCCAGAAUAGGAGUGUACCUGGAUCACAGAGCAGGUAUUCUGUCUUUAUACAGCGUCUCUGAAACCAUGACUCUCCUCCACAGAGUCCAGACCACUUUCACUCAGCCUCUACAUGCUGGGAUCAGGCUAAGGUCUUUUUCAUUUGGAGCCUUUGCUGAGUUUUUAAAACUGAAAUAGUCAGAAUUGAUCUUAGGUUAAGGUUAAAAAUUUGUGGUUGAGUUUCGGUUUCUUUAGUCUCCAUUUUUCUUGCUUUGAGCUCAUUGUCAUCACUUCUUCAAUGCUUAGAGAUCAGUUGUUUUUACCAUGUUACUUGCCAUCUUGUUUUGUAGAUAAACUAUUUACAUUUUUAUUUAAAUCAUCAUAGUGAGCCAUGUUCAUAAUUACAGGAAUAAUAAAUGUGUUUAUCAGUCUUUGCAAAAUACGUUAUAAAAAAGUUGUCCUCUACAAUUGAUCCACACCUUAGGGAGCAGUGGGCUGGCCCUGUGGGGCUCCUGGGGAUCAUUUUGAGGCUAAGGGUCUUGGUCAGGUACCCAGAGGGGCAAUCUGGAAUUCAAACCCAGAACCUUGUUGCUUCUUCAGGACACAAGAACUAACCAUCAAGACACCACUCCCACUUCUUUGUGUUGUUAUUGUAAUUAUUACCUUUAUAACAAUUAUAAUUAUGUCUAUGAAGCGGUUAUGUUUCCUUUGAUGCACAAUGUUGGCCUGAUGGACACAGAACCCGAACCCAGUGGUGUGUUCAAUAUAUUCAAAACUGGUGAUUGUGUUGUUAUUCCCUGAACUUGUAGUUUUGUUCACCAUCUAAUCUCUAAAGUUCCUGCUGACUGUGUUUGUUUUGCCUUGCUGCAUUUGCCCUAGAAACAGGAAUCUGGCUCAUCCAGGUUGUUUGCUUUGUUUUCGUUGUUUACUAUUGGAUUCACACUAAGGCAUUCAGAGGCCACAUCCAUGGGAGUGACUGUUGACCAGAUUCAGGGAGAUGUUCCCUGCUGAAGAACAGCGGAGUGAACAGAUAUUCUUUCACCUUUUUUUUGUAUAAUUUUAUGUUUUUUCUUUAUUUAAGUUUAUAAAACAGCAACUCAUUCUGAUAUUAUUGAAUUUCAAUAAAUGUAUUCAUCCUGUAAUUCUAAGAAUCAACAAGCUUUUAUCUUAUCUCUCGUUCUCAAGUUUAUAUUUAAUGAUCCGAUCCACUGUUUAUGAGGGUGAU